Mesitornis unicolor (brown roatelo) is the source of this 1316-nucleotide messenger RNA. RefSeq names its product interferon-related developmental regulator 1 (gene IFRD1). The transcript has 11 exons. NCBI's taxonomy places the organism in Eukaryota, Metazoa, Chordata, Aves, Mesitornithiformes, Mesitornithidae. The record is from RefSeq and is a predicted model, not a curated record. The coding region runs from base 52 to 1254 and encodes 400 amino acids. Gene Ontology annotation, cellular component: nucleus.
CAGCCCAGAAACGUGCAGCCUUUUAGUGAUGAAGAUGCUUCAAUUGAAACUAUGAGCCACUGCAGUGGCUUCAGUGAUCCUGCAAGCUUCACUGAGGAUGGGCCUGAAGUUGAUGAAGAAGCCACUCAAGAAGACUUGGAAUACAAAUUGAAGGGAUUUAUUGAUCUUACAUUGGACAAGAGUGCAAAGACAAGACAAGCAGCUCUUGAAAGUCUGAAAAGUGCUUUUUCUUCUAAAAUUCUGUAUGAAUUUGUCAUGGAAAGGAGAAUGACACUAACUGAUAGCAUUGAACGCUGCAUAAAGAAAGGUAAGAGCGAUGAGCAGUGUGCAGCUGCCGGACUGGCAUGUCUUCUGUGUGUGCAGAUGGGGUCAGGAAUUGAAAGUGAAGAGAUUUUUAAGACCCUUGGUCCAGUUCUGAAGAAGAUUGUCUGUGAUGGAACAGCCAGUAUCCAAGCCAGACAGGCUUGCGCAACCUGCUUAGGGAUUUGCUGUUUCAUUGUCACUGAUGACAUUACGGAACUGUACUCUACUAUGGAAUGCCUGGAAAACAUCUUCACAAAGGCCUAUCAGCGGGACAGAGACACUAACAGUGUAUCAAGUACCCAUAAUACUGUGCUCCACAUCAGUGCUCUUUUAGCAUGGACACUGCUGUUGACCAUUUGUCCAAUGAAUGAAGUGAAGAAGAAAAUUGAGAUGCACUUGCAUAAACUUCCAAGUCUGCUGUCUUGUGAUGAUCUCAACAUGAGAAUAGCUGCCGGAGAAACACUGGCCCUUCUGUUUGAACUGGCACGCGAAACAGAUGCUGAUUUCUUUUAUGAAGACAUGGAACUUCUAACAGAGAAACUAAGAGCUCUGGCUACUGAUGGAAACAAGCACCGAGCCAAAGUAGAUAAAAGAAAGCAGCGAUCCGUCUUCAGAGAUGUUCUAAGAGCUGUUGAGGAGCGUGACUUUCCUACAGAGAUGGUUAAGUUUGGACCUGAGCGCAUGUAUAUUGACUGCUGGGUUAAAAAACAAACUUAUGAUACCUUCAAGGAGAUUCUGGGGUCGGGAAUGCAAUAUCAUUUGCAGUCAAAUGACUUUCUUCGGAACGUGUUUGAGCUUGGUCCACCAGUAAUGCUGGAUGCUGCAACUCUUAAAACAAUGAAGAUAUCCCGUUUUGAAAGGCACUUGUACAACUCUGCAGCAUUCAAGGCUCGGACGAAGGCUAGAAGUAAAUGCCGUGAUAAAAGAGCAGAUGUGGGGGAGUUUUUCUAGAUCUCCUUUUCCAUGGGGUUCAAUUUUAAAUAUUUCAUAAUUAAAAUAGAUUUGUAACCUUU